AUGAGUCGUGUCCCGAGGAUUUACUCGAAAACGUUCGCGACUCCUCGUCGUCCAUUUGAAAAGGAACGGUUAGAUCAAGAGUUGAAGCUAAUCGGUCAGUAUGGAUUGAGGAACAAACGAGAAGUAUGGCGGGUCAAGCUUGUGCUGGCGAAAAUUCGGAAAGCUGCUCGUGAAUUACUAACGCUUGAUGAGCGUGAUCCCCGGAGGUUAUUCGAAGGUUCCGCUCUUCUAAGGCGCCUUGUUCGUGUUGGUGUUCUUCCUGAAGACAAGAUGAAGCUCGAUUUUGUUUUGGGUCUGAAAAUCGAGGACUUUCUUGAACGCCGUUUGCAAACUCAGGUCUACAAAAUGGGCCUUGCGCGCUCAAUUCAUCACGCUCGUGUGCUAAUCCGACAGCGUCAUAUUCGCGUCCGCAAACAGCUUGUGGAUUGUCCUAGCUUCAUGGUACGCCUUGACUCAGCCAAGCAUAUUGACGUGAGUCUCAACACCGUUACUGGGAAGCUAGGUCGUGUUGCUAGGAAGAAGGCUAAGAAGAGCGGUGAUGGAAACGACGAAGAAGAUGAGGAAUAG
Molecule: messenger RNA, 567 nt
Organism: Mesocestoides corti
Lineage: Eukaryota; Metazoa; Platyhelminthes; Cestoda; Cyclophyllidea; Mesocestoididae
Source: the annotation of a GenBank genome assembly